Molecule: messenger RNA, 1179 nt
Organism: Exophiala spinifera
Lineage: Eukaryota; Fungi; Ascomycota; Eurotiomycetes; Chaetothyriales; Herpotrichiellaceae
Exons: 1
Coding region: 1-1179 (392 amino acids)
Biological process (GO): fatty acid beta-oxidation
Cellular component (GO): mitochondrion
Molecular function (GO): enoyl-CoA hydratase activity
Source: RefSeq, a predicted model, not a curated record
AUGGUGUCGAGCAAGACUGCGCUCUCCAGGAUGGGAGCCCACCUCACUCUACGCGCGCGUGUCCUCGCACCGUCCGCCUCAAGAACCACUACGACGACGACGACGACGACGACGACAACAACAACUCUCACGACGCGAUUCGUCCGAUACUAUGCAGCCUCAAGUUCAAGGACAAGCUCGAGGACGAACACAAACACACCGUCCUCCGACUCCCCCAUCAAAGUCCUCACCCACCCGGCCCCCCACAACGGGCAGAUCAAGGUCCUCCUUUUAGACCGGCCGGCAUCGCGCAACGCGCUCUCCCGCCGACUCAUCACCGACCUGAGGUCUCAACUCAGCCAGAUCCAAUCCGAGCACUCCACCGCAAACGCAACCUCGUCUUCUCCAUCGUCUUCGUCCUCGUCCAGCAGCAGCAGCAGCACCACCGCCACCGCCACAUCUCCCACGACGCGGGCACUCAUCAUUGCGUCGUCCAACGACAAGGCCUUCUGCGCCGGCGCGGACCUGAUCGAGCGCAAGUCCAUGACGGCGGAGGAGACCCGGGCCUUCCUCGCCGAGAUGCGGUCGACGUUCGCGCUGCUCUCGCGGCUGGCGGUCCCUACCGUCAGCGCCGUCUCGUCCGUGGCGCUCGGCGGCGGCCUCGAGAUGGCGCUCUGCACGACGUUCCGCGUCUUCGCCACGACCGCCGUCGUCGGCCAGCCCGAGACGAAACUCGGCAUCAUCCCCGGCGCGGGCGGCACGUACCGGCUCCCGGCCCUCGUCGGGCCCAACCGCGCCCGCGACCUGAUCCUGACCGGCCGCCGCGUGGGCGGGAGGGAAGCCUACUUCCUCGGCCUCUGCAACCGCCUCGUCGAGGUCGGAGAAAACGAAGUUGUCGGCGGCGGUGGUUCCGGCGGCAGAGCGACCCGAGAGGGUGAGGGCGAGAGUGGGAGUACUCCCGCGGUGCCCGCCCUCGCCCUGGCUCGCCAAAAGGUCCUGGACGCGAGCAUGGACCUGGCCCGCGAAAUCUGCGACGGCGCCCCCGUCGCCGUCACGCAGGCCAUGCGCGCCGUCGACGGCUGGACGAGGGGCGAGGCCUCGGAAAACGAGGCCUACGAGGUCGUCCUGGCCACCGAGGAUCGACUGGAGGCCCUCAGGGCCUUUGGGGAGAAGAGGAAACCCGUUUUCAAAGGGCGCUAG